GGAGGGGGAGGAGUAGGAGGAGGGGGUGGCCUCGCUGCUAUGCUUGCCGGGGCAAAGCCUCUGAAGAAGACUGGAAAGGCGAGUGAAGGAGGAGGAGGAGGUGGCAGCGCAGCAGGUAACGGAGGGAGCAAACCACCGAUCGGCGGCAGCAGCGGCGGUAACUUUAUGAGUGAGAUGCAGGCGACGCUACGCAAGCGACUCAAGCAAGUGGAGCAGGUGGAGCCGACAAACGAGGGUGAUUCAGUGUCGCCGAACGAAUCUUCCACGCCACCUGCUGAGCUAGAGAAACCAUCUUGGAAGAAGAAUAGUAAUGGCAGCAGCCCGGUGAAGACCGUGCCACCUGCGUUGAAUGGCUUGGAAUCUCCGAAAGCUGCUAAAAAAUUCCAGGUCGGCUCUGCCAUUAGCUCCUCCUGUGAUCUCCUGACAUCGAACGGUCCCGGGGACAUGGCUCCGGAUCUGGAGCAGCUCAAGCAGGAAAUCCUGGAGGAGGUGCGGCGCGAGAUGCAGAAGGUCAAGCUAGAGAUCAUUGAAGCAAUCAAGGAGAUGGGUAAGCGAUAAAAUCGUGCCACAACGUCGUUCGCCGCCAGGUGGAGCCACGCACACAGUCCGCUCGAACGUCGGCUAUCUCCGGGGUUGUCUCCGACGACACUGCCGCCUAGUAGCAACACUGCAGCUUUCAACUCGUCACGUCGCAGCUAUCAGUCUCCCACGAUGUAAGGAAGGACGUGUGAGAUCGGGUGAGCGUAUGAUUUCUCACCGGCGCGCGUGCACGCGAAUCCUCGUGCGUCGUCGAGGUCAUACGUUCGUAGCGGGCGGUGUUAGUCUGACCGCUUCGCCGUUAGUCCGGCAACGCCUUACCGUAACUGACUCCUUCACCGUUUCUCUCCUUAAUUUACCAGAAUGCAAACGCUUGAUCACGUUUAUGAUUGCGUGCAACGAUUAGUGUGUGUGAGGGCGAACGAAAUGCCGACCGUUCAGUCGCGAAUGCAUGCAUAUAAUUUGGCGGCGGGGUGUACGCGCAGGCGGGGACGCAGCAUUCACAGUUGUAUCACUGUAAAUAAUGUUGAUAAUGACGAGUGGGCACUGCGGUCGAUUUUUGUACAAAGUGCCUAAAAUCGCUGGUAUAUCACGUUUUUGCGAUAGUUUUGCGGCAGUGCACUAACGUGCGCGCGAGAGAGCGAGAGAGUGUUCGCGUGUGCAUUGUGUCACGAUUUGUGAUGAGUAAUUGUUAUAAGGCUCGUAUCGCAUUUGGACGUUAUUGACACAAACACAGACACAAACACCUACACACACACUCUCUCACACACACACACACACACACACACACACACACACACACACACGCACACACGCACACACACACACACACACGCACAUACGCUCACACACUAACACAGUAUUACUCCUCGCGUGAUCUAGUAAUGAAGCAAGGCAUCCAGGGUAUAAGCCGGAAUAGGUGAUUCUCUUUACAGUCAAACCUGUGUUAGCAGGCACCUCUAUAGAACGGUCACCUGUCUAUAAAGAAAAUCUUUUAGGCUUUCCCUUAAAUGGCCCUUAUAUGCAGGUUUGCCUGUGUUAUCAUUAUCCAUCAUUACAAAUGUCAUAUUGUCAAGUUCAGUGCUGACUGUAAUAUGCUGUCUGGGACUAAAUAGGGUAAGUUAAUUAUGUCAGGCGGGGGCUGUAGGGGGCACCACCUGUCGAACCAGUAUUUCUGCGUAUGGCCGGAGACAGUAGAACAUGCAUUCUGAUUACUGAGGGCAAAGUCGCCAUUUGUUAUGUUUAAUUAACGCAUUAUUGUGUACAUCUCGCGUCUCUUCAAUGCGCAACAGGUAAUGCUGAAUUCAUAGACCUGCCUCUAUACGUCCCAAUGGGUAAAAACACGUGGCAUCUGGUGCCAUCUGUAGGUACGAAACGAAAGCAUCUUGCAAACUGGAAUGCCAGACGCGUUCCGAUAGCUUUCUCACUGCGGCGUGUUGCCAGUAGUAACUAGUGUAGCUGUGUUCUAGUAAUUUCUUCAUCCCAAAUGAAGGGUGCGUGUGUAUAGCAAGAGAGGUGGCGAUGUGUUGAGACAUCAUUAUGCUUGACCAACAAUCGAUCGAUUCUACCGGACUGUGAUUUUCAUGUAAUUGGGAGUAAAUAAUAACAUCGCUAUUAUUAUUAAUAAAACUAAUAAUAUUUACCUAUUAUUUACUCCUGACGUAGUCGUAGAACGCUGCUCCGCGCAUGCGCACGCGCGGGCCGUUACAAUUUCUCGGCUUUUUGUAAGAUGUCUGUUGUGUUGUCAUGGUAACGCAUCAGCGUAUGCUCGUGUCGGUUAAUACGCUAGCUCAGCAGUGUUAACGUAACACACCACUUCACGCAGCGUUGCUCUUGUUAUUACGAUCGCGAAUUUCGUGCGCGAUUAAAAUUCCAACAGUAAGAUGA
This is a messenger RNA of Priapulus caudatus, 2424 nucleotides long. Its product is annotated as vasodilator-stimulated phosphoprotein-like. The record is from RefSeq and is a predicted model, not a curated record. The transcript is spliced from 6 exons. The coding region runs from base 40 to 558 and encodes 172 amino acids. NCBI's taxonomy places the organism in Eukaryota, Metazoa, Priapulida, Priapulimorpha, Priapulimorphida, Priapulidae.